CCUACACCCACUGCCACCUCUACCUCUCCUUCCGCAACGUCUUUUCUGAGACACACCUCAACUAUGAUGCCCCGCAUACUUCGGCCCGGGUUUCAAGAGGCAUCAGCCCACUUCGCCAGGAUCCGCGAUCUCACGCCCGAGUAUGCCGACUUGUUCGGCGAUGACCCAAAGCCGGCCUUUGCGGUUCUCGCAGUCGGUUUCACCCUUGCUCUUGCAGGAUGGUCUCAGCUCCCGCGGCCAAAGGGAUUGCGCCUGAUCGUGGGCUACCAGCUCAUCGUCACUGCGCUUCUCACUUUCAUGGAUCUGCGCUACCUCUUUGCAACACCAAUAAGGAUGGCGCCCCCCGCAGCAGGCAUCGUUGGUCUUGCGACGCUCGUAGUCUUCGGUCCCUCAAAGUUCAACAGCCCCUCAGGGGUCGUAUCUAAUAGCGCAGCGUCCUGCUGGCCGCUAUUUCUCACAUUGAGUGGUUUCGACCAGCUCCAGGAAUUCCUGAUGCGUAAUGAUGAAGUCGGUCUGGUGGUAACACUGAUCUUCAGUAUGUUCGCAGUCGGACUCCUCAUCAUCGCCAACGCGAUGUGGUUGAUACUGGGCGACAAAGGAUGGGGAGACACGGUCCUUUCCAUGAAAGCGGCCGCAAGCAUUGUCAUCCUGCAGACCACCUUGCUUGUAGUCUUUCAGCUAGCCUAAUAAUAACCCGGAGAAAUGCAUAUCACUUGCUUGACGAAGAU
Acaromyces ingoldii is the source of this 728-nucleotide messenger RNA. RefSeq lists its product as hypothetical. The record is from RefSeq and is a predicted model, not a curated record. Lineage: Eukaryota; Fungi; Basidiomycota; Exobasidiomycetes; Exobasidiales; Cryptobasidiaceae. The annotation marks the transcript as partial. The transcript has a single exon.